AUGACAGGUGCGUGUGUGUGUGUGUUCCGUGCAGAUCUGCGUAAAGCUGUGGAGAGUGCAGAACUUAAGAACCAGCGGCUGAAAGAGGUGUUCCAGCGCAAGAUCCAGGAGUUCCGGACCGCCUGCUACGUUCUGACCGGGUACCAGAUCGACAUCACCACAGAGAACCAGUACCGACUCACGUCCGUCUACGCAGAACACAUGGACGACACUCUUCUCUUUAAGGCGAGCGGUGCGGUGGGCAGCGGCAGCAUGAACCUCCUGGAGACUGAUUUCUCCCGCAGCCUUCAGGAGAUGGUGCAGCUGCACCUCUUCCACCAGCGGAGUAUCCCAGCGUUCCUCAGUGCUGUCACACUGGAGCUGUUCAGCAGACAGACCACUGUCUAACACACACACACACGCACACACACACACACACACACACACACACACACACACACACACACACACACACACC
Messenger RNA from Clupea harengus (Atlantic herring), 457 nucleotides. Its product is annotated as mitotic spindle assembly checkpoint protein MAD1-like. Bases 1 to 387 code for a protein of 128 amino acids. The transcript is spliced from 3 exons. Gene Ontology annotation, cellular component: mitotic spindle; nuclear envelope; kinetochore. The record is from RefSeq and is a predicted model, not a curated record. Gene Ontology annotation, biological process: attachment of mitotic spindle microtubules to kinetochore; mitotic spindle assembly checkpoint signaling. Lineage: Eukaryota; Metazoa; Chordata; Actinopteri; Clupeiformes; Clupeidae.